UACCGCGACGCGCCGCUGCCCAUUGGACCGCUGGCGACGAUCUCCGCGCCCCACAUGCACGCGCGGUGCCUCGACCUGCUGGCCCCGCCGCUGCUCGCCAAGGAGCGCGCGGGCGCCGCGUCCAGGGUGCUCGAUGUGGGGUCGGGGUCGGGGUUCCUGACGGCGGCCUUCGCGCUCCUCGGCGACGGCGUCGACGCGCGCGGCGUCGACCGCACGGCGUCGCUCGUCGCGCUCGCGCGCGAGAACGUCGACCGCGACGCCGCGCUCGCGCGCGCCGUCGGCGGCCGCGUGGCCUUCUCCGUCGGCGACGGCUGGCGCGGCCACCCCGCGGGCGGGCCCUACGACGCCAUCCACGUCGGCGCGGCGGCGAGCGAGAUCCCGACGGACCUGCUCGACCAGCUCGCCGUCGGCGGGCGCAUGAUCGUCCCCGUCGGCGCGCGCGACGAGGCCCAGGCGCUGGUCCAGAUCGACCGGAGGGCCGACGGGUCCCUCGACUCGAAGACGCUCUUCGGCGUGCGCUACGUCGAGCUCGUGAGCGAGGGCUAG
This is a messenger RNA of Aureococcus anophagefferens, 546 nucleotides long. Its product is annotated as putative D-aspartate. The annotation marks the transcript as partial. Gene Ontology annotation, cellular component: cytoplasm. Gene Ontology annotation, biological process: protein modification process. Gene Ontology annotation, molecular function: protein-L-isoaspartate (D-aspartate) O-methyltransferase activity. The transcript has a single exon. The record is from RefSeq and is a predicted model, not a curated record. Lineage: Eukaryota; Pelagophyceae; Pelagomonadales; Pelagomonadaceae.